Molecule: messenger RNA, 498 nt
Organism: Paramuricea clavata
Lineage: Eukaryota; Metazoa; Cnidaria; Anthozoa; Malacalcyonacea; Plexauridae
Source: the annotation of a GenBank genome assembly
AUGCGGCUCGCAAAUGAAGCUAUAAGACGAGUACGCCAUCCUAUACCAACAGUAAAUGAUGUUAGUUUUGCCCUGAAUGGAGCAAAAUUUUUCUCGAAACUUGAUUUGAGCCAAGCGUAUCAUCAGUUAGAACUGGACGAACAGUCUCGUUAUAUAACAACCUUUAGCACUCAUGUAGGUUUGUAUCGCUACAAAAGACUAAACUAUGGUACAAACGCUGCAGCGGAGAUAUUUCAGUACACACUCCAAACCGCACUGCAAGGGCUAAAAGGCGUCAAGAACAUAGCUGAUGAUAUCAUUGUAUUCGGCUCAACAAGAACUGAACAUGACGCUAAUCUUGACAAAUGUCUACAACGAAUUGCAAUGAAGGGCUUACGACUAAACCGAAGCAAGUGUAAUUUCCUUAGCACUACAUUGUCAUUUUUCGGACAGGUCUUUUCGAAAGAAGGUACUCAUCCUGAUCCUAGGAGAGUAGCUGAUCUAUUAAAUGCACCUUAG